Molecule: messenger RNA, 1431 nt
Organism: Marchantia polymorpha subsp. ruderalis
Lineage: Eukaryota; Viridiplantae; Streptophyta; Marchantiopsida; Marchantiales; Marchantiaceae
Source: the annotation of a GenBank genome assembly
GCUGAUCUCGUGCAUGCAUGCUGCUGUCUCCUCUCGUGGUCUAGAAGCUAGCUCGUUCUCACACUAGCUCUAGACAAGCUCGAGAGACAUGGCCCUGGACCAGGAAUUCAAAAAACAUGCUCUAGCUUUGGUCCUGGCCGAGACGGAAGUGGAUCAAAACUGUGAAGUGGAGUCCAUUAUUUCUUUAGCCAACACAAGCGGGAAGGAGUAUUUGGCAGAAAUGGCUUCAUAUCCGGGAUUGCUUGAGAUUGUCAUGUCUCUGUUUUCCUUCGCACUGUCGGAAAUCAGUCAGAGAAAUGCACUCAAUCUUUUCGUCCUGUUGGCCAUCAACGAUGAGAACAAAAUCACGAUGGCAUCGGUUCCAGGAACUAUUGAAUCUCUGCUUUCUCUUCUUCAUCAGUCGCGUCCGCAAUGCAUCCAAUGCCAUGCAUUGAAAUGCUUCAUUUUGCUCGCUGUGGCUGACGAAAACAAAGUCCCCAUUGCCUCCAUCUCAGGAGUCAUGUCUACGUUAACUGAUCUCUUACAGGUGACAUGUCCGGCUGAUAUUCAAUAUCUUGGGAUUCUUGCCAUCGGAGUGCUCUCUAUGAGCUCGGAUAAUUCCGAACGCUUUCUGUACCUUCCUGGCCUCGUGUUUGGGUUGGAAUAUACAAAAAAGAAUGGGAAACGAUCUCAGAUUCGCCAGUUGGCAGUGGCAGCGGCAGACUUCAUCUUUUACAUGCACCGAGGAGAGGUGGAUCAGUCCAGUGUACUGUGUGUCCAACAUGCGCUGGAAAAACUUCGACGUUCGACUUACUGAGUGGAAUCGAUAUUCAUGUAAGGGAUCAGAAGUCCAAUUUUCUAGAACAGGGAGCUAGCUCCCUGUUCUUGAUCGAACUAAACUCUUGAUCGAAGAGAUCUCCUAUAUCGAUGAUAAUUCGAUAAAUUAAAGGAUCUAAGUCACAUAGUGCUCCCAAAGUACACCACAGCAAGAUGCGGGCCCUCCAUUGAAGGGCCCGCCUCUCCUCGCCCUCCAUUGAAGGGCAUCAUGUUUAGUGAAACGAUGAAUGAUGGUGUGAUUGAUUGCUCUUCUGAUUAGACAAAAGCUUGAUUUCUAAGAUUUUAGCUGUCCAUAUCUAUCCAUACACAUAAUUUUCUCAAUUAUAUCUCGAUUCGAUUUUCAACAUCGAAUCGAUUUUCCUAGUUUAGAGUUAUAAGACAUUUUGUACAACUUUUGAUGGAAGAGUGUACAAGGUGGACUUUGAUUUGUAAGCUUGACGCUUUGGGAAGUUCACUUGAAAAUGCAUGUGAUCAGUGACGGGCAUGAGCAAUCCCAAGCAAUGAUUGAUAUCGGAGGACUUGGCUACACUCUAUAACAAUAGUGCGAUAUCACUGGAAAGCCUCUUAGCACAAGAUUAUCCAUCAUUGUUCCGAUGGUGACCGCGACGACUCGGA